AUGCCGAGCGGCGGGUUAGAGAUGACGCGCUCGUCAUACGCCUUCUGGAACUACACGUCGUGCCCGAUCGUCGCCCGCUACAUCCCCAAUGUGGCCCAACGAAUCGGCAUCGACCCGUCCCUCUCCGUGUUCCUCGACGUCCGCUGCAACGACCCGGAUGUGCUGACCAAUUUCGAGGAACAGAAGCAAACCGUCAUCCAGCACUCGACGGAGGGCGUGAUCGUCAAGCGGAUGUGCGUCGAGAUGGAGAAGCUGCUCGGCGCCCCGGCCCCCGGAACCAUCGUCCUCAUUGCUGAAUACGACAGCUACGAGUCUACGCUGGUGGCGCUGCAGCGAGACGGAUGGCGCUGCGUAGCGAUCAGCCCCGGAAAAUGGCAGGGCCAAGGGCUGAGCGAGCCCCGCGUCCGCGUCGACGACCUGAUGUACGGCGACGAGCCCCCGUUCAUCAUCACCCUCCACUCGCGCUCCUUUCUUGUACAGAUGCCCGGGAUGAGCACCGCCGACGCGAUGGCCCUCCUCAGCCCCCUCCAGUACCUCGUCCACUACAACGACAUCACCAAUGAGGCCGUCGUCGUCAUCAAGGGCCACGACACGGAGCACAUCAGGAAGAGCCUCGAGGAGCUGAUCGGGCGCGUGUGCGGCGCCGCCGGCGUCCAGCCGGCCGACGUGCUCCCGCUGCCGCCACAUUCUUUCCCUCCCCGCAUCGCCACGGGCCCCUCGUCGACGGCCGCCGUCGUCGCCAAGUCUCCACCUCCCCCGAACGGCUCGACGACGCCGGCCGCCACCCCGGCCGCGACCACCCACCACGUCUUUGUCGCCAUCCCGCCACAACACCUCGGCCAUCUGUCGCUCGUUGGGGCAGCUGAGGAUCCACAGGACCCCCCUCAAUAUGGCCCCCAGCAAUCGCCGCAUUCCGUCCCGGCCGCCCUGUUCAUCCACGACGCCGCCGACGAGGAGGAGGACAACACCCAGUCGGACACGGACAAUAGCAAAUUGGCCGAUCCGCGAGAUGCUCGCCCCACCCACCAGCAGCACCACCAUCGUGUCGGCGGCGGAGCUGGAGGACGAGCCGCCAAGCCGACCCGUGCCUCCUCGAUGCGCACCGACCCCUACAGCAAGCUGAUGGGAAGUGACAACCUGGCGUCGGAGCGCGAGGACAAGCCCCCGGGUCCCGUCGGUGCCCACCAGAUGGGCGACCCGUUUGCCAUCGGCGCCUCGGAGUUGCGCGAGCGUGAGCGGCGUGAAGCGAUGGGCGGUGGUGCGACGUCCGCUCUUGGUGCAGACCCCGCAUCGGAUGCCGGCGACAUUGACUACGAGAUGGGCGGCCCCGUCCUGCCGAUAAACCCGCCGCGCACCGGCCCCGGCAACGGCGGCAACCCGUUCGGCGACAACCCCUGGAAACGGGCCGAAGAGCGCUACAAGAAACGGAAUGGACCCGGCGGGGGAGGCGGACUUGGCGGCGGCGGCGGACCGUGGCAGCACCAGAAUGGCGGAGGAGGCGGAGGCGGACACCCGUACCCCCAAGGGCCCUACCACCCGCAUCAGCAGCAGCCCCAUCACAAUGGCCCACACAUGCCCCAUCAUCCCCAGCAACAACAGCACCAACAGCAGCAGCAGAUGAUGAUGAUGGGCGGUGGAGGCGGAGGAGGACCGCCGAAGGGCAUGCGAGGAGGACAUAUGGGCGGAUUCCGCGACCAGCUCCAUCACCACCUCGACGAUGACCACAUGGACGUGGGCGGCGGCGGCGGGGACAGGCGAUACGGCGGUGGACACGGUGGCCCGGGCGGCGGCCGAGACUACGGAGGCGGUGCCCACAACGGUGCUGGCGGCGGCUUCAACAUGUUCAAUGGCGGCGGCAAGCAGCAGAACGGCGGCGGAGGCGGUGGACCUGGCGCUGGCGCCGGCGGCAUGCACCCCGGCAUGGGCUUCCGCAAACCGGCCCCGCAGUGCGUCUUCUGGGAGAACCGCCGUCACCGCCAGGAGACGGGCUGCACGCUGUGGCACCCGCGCGAGAGCUGCCGCUUCUUCCCGGGCUGUGCUCAUCAGGCGCAAGACUGCGGCUUUGCCCACCCGUUCUGCGGCCCGGUGUGCGUGUGCUUGCCCGGCGAGCGCAACCCGCAGAUGAACCACUGGACCGAGCACCUGCAGAAGUCGUUCGGCACGCUGCCUCACGAA
Molecule: messenger RNA, 2175 nt
Organism: Mesorhabditis spiculigera
Lineage: Eukaryota; Metazoa; Nematoda; Chromadorea; Rhabditida; Rhabditidae
Source: the annotation of a GenBank genome assembly